Molecule: messenger RNA, 1563 nt
Organism: Yamadazyma tenuis ATCC 10573
Lineage: Eukaryota; Fungi; Ascomycota; Pichiomycetes; Serinales; Debaryomycetaceae
Source: RefSeq, a predicted model, not a curated record
AUGGCCACCAGUGCCGUCAAUGCUGGGUUUCUUUCAGGGUUAAACCAGCACAUCUUCAGUAAUAACCACAAAAAGUUAACUGUGGAAUUAACCAACCCCGAAUAUGCCAAGGUCCCGGAAUUGGCCGAGGCCUGGGCGUUUAUCUCUGAAACUUUGUCUCCCAAGCAGAUACAAAGAAAGGUUGACCAGUACACAAAACCUGUUAGCAAAUUCAACAACAAGUUCAGGGGCCUCAAAGGUGUCAGAGAAGGAUUCCAGACGUUGUCCCAUGACAAGUUUGAAGGCUACUCCAUUGAUAUCAAGCAGAACCACCCUGAAGCACUAGGUCUUGAUACCGUUAACCAGUACACUGGAUACUUGAACGUAGAAAAGUUGGGUAAACACUUUUUCUUUUGGUUCUUUGAAAGCAGAAACGACCCUGCUAACGACCCGAUCAUUUUGUGGAUCAAUGGAGGACCUGGAUGUUCCAGUACCACUGGGUUGUUUUUUGAGUUAGGCCCUUCUUCAAUCAACUCCACCAUUCAGCCCGUGUACAACCCUUACUCGUGGAAUGCCAACGCAUCGGUGAUUUUCUUGGACCAGCCUGUGGGUGUGGGCUAUUCGUACACCGAAGGUGAUCAGGUCAAAAAUACUGCCACUGCUGCCAAAGAUUUUUACGUUUUUGUCGAAUUAUUCUUCCAGAAAUUCCCUGAGUUCAGAGGAAACAAGUUCCACAUUGCUGGGGAGUCCUACGGAGGCCACUACAUUCCCAGCUUUGCUGCUGAGAUCAUUAACAACGCUGAUAGAACCUUUGAAUUGUCGUCGGUGUUGAUUGGAAACGGUAUCACCGAUCCUCUUAUCCAGUACAAGGCGUACCGUCCUAUGGGAUGUGGAGAAGGAGGAUACAAGCUGGUAUUGGAUGAAGAAACCUGUGAGCAAAUGGAUAGUGACUACCCCAAGUGUGCUGUAUUGACUGAGUUGUGCUACAAGUUCCAAAACCCUCUUACUUGUGUUCCUGCCACUGUUUUCUGUGAGAAAAAGUUGUUUGGACCUUAUGACGAAACCGGCUUAAACCCCUACGACAUCAGAAGACCUUGUGAUGAACCCGGUGGAGAAUGUUACAGCGGCAUGAAUUACAUUGAUGAGUUCUUGAACAGUGAAUACGUGAAGGCUACCGUCGGAGCUGAGGUGGAUAUUUUCACUUCUUGUGACGAUACCGUGUUCCAAAACUUCAUUUUGGAUGGAGAUGAAAUGAAGCCAUUCCAACAGUAUGUGGCAGAAUUGUUGGAAAAGGACGUUCCUGUAUUGUUGUAUGCUGGUGAUAAAGACUAUAUCUGUAACUGGUUGGGUAACCACGACUGGUCCGAUGCUUUGGAGUACUCUGGACAUCAAGCGUUUGAACUGGCACCUUUAAGAACUUGGGUUACUAACAACAACAAAUUCGCUGGACAGGUCAAGAAUUACAAGAAGUUUACGUUUUUGAGGGUCUACGACGCAGGACAUAUGGUUCCGUACGAUCAGCCUGAAAAUUCUUUGGACAUGGUCAACACAUGGAUUCUGGGUGACUAUUCUUUUGGCUAUUAG